AUGAUUGAUUACAAUGUACCAGGAGGGAAACUGAAUCGAGGUCUAUCAGUGAUUGAUAGUUACUUGCUGUUGAAACAAGGAAGUGAGAUUACUGAAGAUGAAUUUUUCCUUGCUUGCGUCCUUGGUUGGUGUGUUGAGUGGUUUCAAGCAUGUGCACUGCUGCUUGAUGAUAUCAUGGAUGGUUCACACACGAGGAGAGAUCAGAUUUGCUGGUACCGACGACCCGAGGUUGGUCUUUGGGGUAUAAACGAUGGUAUUCUACUUAAAUGCCACAUUGCACGUUUGAUCAAAAGAUACUUUAGAGAAAAAACUUACUACAUUGAUAUCUCUGAAUUAUGGAAUGAGGUAGCUCUGCAGACAUCUCUAGGACAGAUGCUUGAUCUUAUUAGCACACAUAAUGGGGCAGAUGAACUUGCAAAAUACAAUAUAGAAGGAUACCGCCGUAUUGUCAAGUACAAGACAUCUUACUACUCCUUUUAUCUCCCUGUUGCUUGUGCGUUGCUGUUGUCUGGUGCAAAAUUGGAAAACUUCAGUGAGCUAAGGGAUAUACUUAUUGAAAUGGGUGUAUAUUUUCAAGCACAGGAUGAUUACUUGGAUUGCUUUGCGGAUCCUAACACCAUAGGCAAGAUUGGGACUGACAUUGAGGAUCACAAGUGUUCCUGGUUGAUUGUACAAGCUCUUGGCCAUGCCAAUAUUAACCAGAUAGAAGUAUUGCUUAAAAAUUAUGGGAAGAAGGAUUCAACCUCGGUUUCAAAAGUGAAAAGUACUUACUCGACUCUUGAUUUGAAGGACAUGUUCUCCGAGUUUGAGGAUCGAGCUUACAAGCACUUGGUCACAUCAAUCGAAGCUCAGCGUGACCGCGCGGUGCAGGAGAUCCUGAAAUCGUUUCUGAAGAAAAUCCACCGAAGGAAGAAGUAA
Messenger RNA from Panicum hallii, 918 nucleotides. RefSeq names its product farnesyl pyrophosphate synthase 1, mitochondrial-like. Gene Ontology annotation, molecular function: (2E,6E)-farnesyl diphosphate synthase activity; dimethylallyltranstransferase activity. The coding region runs from base 1 to 918 and encodes 305 amino acids. The record is from RefSeq and is a predicted model, not a curated record. Lineage: Eukaryota; Viridiplantae; Streptophyta; Magnoliopsida; Poales; Poaceae. Gene Ontology annotation, cellular component: cytoplasm. The transcript is spliced from 11 exons. Gene Ontology annotation, biological process: trans, trans-farnesyl diphosphate biosynthetic process.